GUCCAUGGAGAAGACUGUUCAGUUUAUGAGAGGUAUGAUAAAUUAAGUGAUAAUGUAAAAGAAAAGGUGAAAAAGUUAGCCGGAUCGGGGUAAGUUAGUAUGUCUUAUCACUGAAACUUUGUAGUGCGCACGCGAUGUUAAUUUUACCUGCGCCACAAGUGCUUGCGCGGCGCACUUUUGAUGUUACGUGCGAAUGUUAAAUUCGGCGUAUCCACUUUUUCAAACUUGAGAGUGCACUAAGGAUUUCUUAGUAAAAUAUUAUUUUCGUUUAGAUAAAGUGUAAUAAUAUAUAUCCUGCCAAACCUUUUUGCAGAUAAUCAUUAUAUUUAUGAAUUAUGAAAGAUUCACUAUGACAAACGCUGCAGCCUCCGCCAAGCAAGAAUAAAUAAAUUUCUACCUUUUGGUUCUCUUUUGUAACUAACAAAAUGGCGGCUACUGACAGUGGUGCUUUGUGCAUAAAAACUGUUUCUUGGGUGCCCAAAUUUUUGAAGUAAAACAAUAUUCUGUGUGCAGUUAACAAAGUUUCCAGUCUGAGACUCUUGUGUUGUUUUAUGACAGUCAAACAUGGUAGAACAAUAAGAACAGUCUUAACACUGAACAGAUCAUCUAGUUUAAUACUUGAACAUCACUGCAUACAGCAUGAAAAUUUGAAUUACUCUUUGUUUAGAACAUUUCAUGUUGAAGAUGAUGUCAAGAGAUAUAGAUAUACAAUAAAUUUGUGUCAGCAAAGUGUAUCAAGCAACGUUGCAGUGUUACAAAAUGAUCUAUCAACAGGAGGAGAAAUUUCAAAAAUUGGUAUUUUUGAUCAGUACACGCAUGCAUUUGGCGGUGAUGAUUGGUUGAUUCUUACAUUUUUUGGUGCAAAUUAUAUAACUCAUUGUGGAAAAGCAAGAAGGAAAGUCAUUAUUAUGAUACAGUGCGAUAGAUCAGCUGAUACAUCUACAAAACGACAGCCAAGAAUAUUAGAAGAGUACAGACCAAAAGAUCCGAAAGCACCUUUUUGUUAUUAUCUGUUUGAAAUGAAACAUGAUGCUGCUUGUACUACCAGUACUGGUACAAAGAUUAGUCCAGGAUCUGUCUUUAUUAUCAUUCUUGUAGUUGUUGGUGUUCUGUACUUGGUCCUCGGUUCCCUUUAUCAAAGAUUUAUUGUCGGUGCCAAAGGCAUGGAGCAAAUACCAAACUAUCUCAUGUGGAGGGAAUUUGGUUCUUUGCAGGCAGAUGGCUGUAAUUAUAUGUGUCGUUGCAAAGGUACCAGAGAACCAACACGCUAUAAGCCAAUGGAUGAUGCCAUCGCUGAUGAUGAAGACUUUAGAGUAGAGGAUGAUGAUAAUGAUGAUACAAUGUUACCGAUGUAGCAAUUUCCUUAUAAUUAGAAUUAAUGUACAUGAUUAGAAGUUCGAUUAUUAAUCUUAUAGCUAGCAUCUUCCAAAGGUUAUUUUGGUUUUGUUGAGAUUGAAAGUUUUCUAUUUAACAUCUAUUGUAUAAUAUGUUAGGUUGAUAUAGUGUCACUGACUUUCAUAGGUGGAUAACUCCGUUUAAAUUGUCGCAGAUGUUUGCGGUAUUUUGAUUUUUGUAUAAACUUUCUUAGCCAGUGAAAAUUUAUUACUUUUCUUAGAAGAAUUCUCUUUUAUGCUGGCAAUGUUUCCUAUAUGUUCAAUGCGUAACUGAAAAGUAAUCUUUGAAAGUAUUUUGAAGUUGCUGCCUUUUUCAUGGAAAAGGCUGACAUAUAUAUAAAACUCACAAAGCCAUUGUAAUAACGAAUAUUCAUUGAAGAAGUCAUGCUAGCCAUUGAUUGUCAUUCCACUUUGAAAUAAGUGAAAUAUCAAUGUAUUAGUGAAUGUAUGGAAUAGAAAAUAAUAAGUUGUAAAGAAUAUAUGAAAUAUUUCAAAUGUCAA
Dendronephthya gigantea is the source of this 1895-nucleotide messenger RNA. Its product is annotated as cation-dependent mannose-6-phosphate receptor-like. The record is from RefSeq and is a predicted model, not a curated record. Lineage: Eukaryota; Metazoa; Cnidaria; Anthozoa; Malacalcyonacea; Nephtheidae. The coding region runs from base 552 to 1355 and encodes 267 amino acids. Gene Ontology annotation, cellular component: trans-Golgi network. Gene Ontology annotation, biological process: protein targeting to lysosome. The transcript has 7 exons.